CUAGAGCUCAACAGAUGUAAGCAGCCCUGUUUUCUCUAACCGCUCAGCUGAAAUAUGGGACACCUGAAGACACAAGUAUUGAUCAUCUGCUUAUUAUUUACAUGUUACGAAGCAGAAAAAAUAAAAGCCAGAGGUAUACGCCAGAAGGAUGUUGACUACAUGGAGAAAUAUUCCAGUUGCCUCCAAGGUCCAGCAGGCACCCAGGGAAGGGAUGGAAAUCCAGGAGUGAAUGGAAUUCCAGGUACUCCCGGAAUACCGGGCCGGGAUGGUGCAAAAGGGGAUAAGGGUGAAUGUGUGACGGAGAGGUUUGAAGAGCCGUGGAAACCCAACUACAAGCAAUGUGCCUGGAACUCUCUCAACUACGGCAUUGACCUGGGCAAAAUUACAGAGUGUACGUUCACUAAGCAGCAUGCAUACAGCGCUCUCCGUGUGCUGUUCAGUGGCUCACUCAGGCUGAAGUGUAAGACAGCUUGUUGCCAGCGCUGGUACUUCACUUUUAAUGGGGCAGAAUGUGCCGCUCCGCUGCCUAUAGAGUCCAUCGUUUACCUGGACCAGGGAAGUCCAGAGUUCAACUCCACCAUCAACAUACACAGAACCACGUCAGUUGAAGGUUUAUGUGAUGGAGUUCGGAAAGGCCUGGUUGAUGUUGCGAUCUGGGUGGGAACCUGCGGCGAUUAUCCACACGGGGAUGCUUCCACCGGCUGGAAUUCUGUUUCCCGCGUGAUCAUAGAAGAGCUUCCUCCGAGCAGCUGAGUCCCUCACAGUCUUCCAGAAACUUCCCAGCACUUUCUGUGCUACUACAUUUUUAAAAUUGUAAAAUUUGAGGAUGAAUUGCUUUGUAAUACUCUUAAAAUAACAGUUCUUUAUUGACAUUGAUGGUUCCAUGAAGAACAUUUAACAUCCUUUUGAUUCCACAAAAUAUUCUUUAAGGUUCCAAAAGGUUUUUUUUUUUUUUUUUUUUUUCUCGCAGAUGCUAUAGAAGAGUCAGAUUUGGAUCCUCAAAGAAACUUUCAGUGGUCAGUUCUCAAAAGAACCAUUUUUUCUUAGUGUGAUGAACAUUUUAAUAAUCUAAAAUCAGGGGUUGUCAAAUGGGACCAUUUUACUGUUCCUACAGUUUAAAGUGAGCAGCGUAUCAAAACAGUGGAUCUGUACACACCACAAGCACUCAGUCUCAGGGUCACUUAUAAUGAUCUUUCGCUGUUAUAUCCUCUAAUAUUUUUAUGUAGGGAGCAUCAUUCAAAUCCUUUUCAGAGAUGUAAAGCACUACAAGAGCUACAUGAUGCAGGUAUUUUAACUACACUGGCAGAAACACAGUGAGCAGCACAAUAGACACUAAAACACUGCAGAAACGAGAAUGGAGAAUGCAGCAAUUAGAAUUAUUUUAUCUGUUAUACAUACUGUUUAUGACUCCGAUAAUUCAAAUAGAAAAGUAUUUGUCAAGACUUUAGUUUUUUUUUCAAUCUACAUUUAGCAUUUUAUAAAAACAUUGGGAUCUUACCUUUUAAUAUUCAUAUCCAAUCCUUUUUUUUUUUAAGGCACUGCUGCUUUGGCUAUUAUGGCCGAAUAACGUUAUCUUUGAUGACUAUUUUUACUGUUUAUUAUUAUUAUUAUUAUUAUAUAAAUGCCAAUAAAGAACCUUUACGUUUAAGGGUGUAGUGGACAAAAUGUUCAUUCGAUGAGUAAAAUGUAAUUCACACUAAGAAAAAAAUGGUUCUUUUAAGAACUGUUCACUGAAAGGUUCUUUGGGAAACCAAAAACUGUUCUUCUGUGGCACUGCAGCAAGCAAAAAAAAUAAAAUAAAAACCCUUCGUAACUUUAAUUUCCUUCCGACCUUGAUUUAUUUCUAAGAAGUGCUUCGGCAGCAUUUGUUUGCAGAUGCCACUUGGUUUGAUAUUUUGUGACAUUUAAGUAUAGUGAAGUCUAACAGCCCUCUCUUGAUGUCUACCUCUACAAACAAGGGCUGAAUCAAUCACAUAACCUUGUACUGGAGUGACAGACUCUUACAACUACAGUAAAAGUAAGUUUGUAAGUAAUUAUGUUUAACAAUUUGAGUCUGGACAGGAACUGUAAAAUACAUUUUAUUGGAUCUUUUUUUUUUUUUUUUUUUUUAAGAACUCCUCUCUUGGGUACAUGUUCUUCAAAGAGCAUUAGUUAUUAACCUAUGAGCAUAACAGAUUUUAAGGCCAGGAAUUUGAGCUCAUUAACACAAAUGUCAGCAAUAAGCCAGAAAUGUCAGAUUCAGUGAAUCUGUGUGUGCGCUUGUGAUUUGAGGAAUAAAGCCUGAGGUUUGGUUUAGUCAUUGCACAGAAUACAUACAGCAGCAAUGCAACAUGGAUGUAAACAAAGUAGACUUAUAGCCAUAAAACAGUUUUACCAUUGAUGAAUUACCAUUGGGCAAUAUAGAAAAACCAAAUGUGUCUCUAUUUUACUUCUGACAAUAUUUGCAAUACAAUAGAUCUCAAAAUGUAUGUAUUUGGUCUGAAAUGGCAGAAAAGACAUUCAUAAUGUUACAGUAGAUUCCUAUUUCAAUAAAUGCUGUUCUUUUGAACCUUCUAUUCAUCAAAGAAUCUUGAAACACA
Molecule: messenger RNA, 2579 nt
Organism: Cyprinus carpio (common carp)
Lineage: Eukaryota; Metazoa; Chordata; Actinopteri; Cypriniformes; Cyprinidae
Product: collagen triple helix repeat-containing protein 1-like
Source: RefSeq, a predicted model, not a curated record